Messenger RNA from Neodiprion fabricii, 3783 nucleotides. Its product is annotated as rabphilin-3A. The transcript has 11 exons. Gene Ontology annotation, molecular function: small GTPase binding. Bases 699 to 2927 code for a protein of 742 amino acids. NCBI's taxonomy places the organism in Eukaryota, Metazoa, Arthropoda, Insecta, Hymenoptera, Diprionidae. The record is from RefSeq and is a predicted model, not a curated record. Gene Ontology annotation, biological process: intracellular protein transport.
AGUCGGCUCUCAGGUCUGCAACCACCUGCCGCACGGCAGUGGCGAACUCCGCGUACGAGCAGACGCGUCUCGGCUUUCUCUCUCUCUGGGAGGGAGACCAGUCGAAUUUCCGGGAGAAUCUAUACCGCAGAAGGAAGACCAAGAUAGACGGAAAUCGAAUGAAACAAGGCCCUCACUGUCAGUCGAAAGAUAUAAUUGUCGUUAAAUUCAAUAUAGAUGGCGGAAUAAUAAACCUACUCUUGUCGGGUGCCACGCCGGGAUGCUGGAGCGAAUCCAUUGAGACACCCUAUCGUGAAUGACGUAGCAGCCCGGAGAAAACUCUCCCUGGCCUCGAAUCCGCCGCAGGGUCCAAGGGUCAGGGUCAUCCGCCCGGCUCCUCCGAGGGAAAAUAGGUCACCCGGGCAAACCCCACCUACUUUCGGGGCCGACACGGUUUCGCCACUGACAACAACACCCAUCGACGCUUCGUGAUAGAUGAUGUGCGAAUUAGCGAGAUCAUGCAUCUCGGAGGCGUGAAUCCUGCAGCCGUGGGGAUUUGGCCAAUGCUCUCCGGCUACGACAAGCUAGACUUUGCCAAGUCGCGGAGUCCCGAAGUUCAGGACCUGGUCCAAGGAACACUUUUUUGAGGCUUCAACCCAUCUCCGAGAAACCGGAUCGAAGAUGGUUGAUCUCGGGGAUACUGGAAGCAGGGGUGGCAGAUGGGUUUGUCCAAACGACAGGCAUCUUGCCCUAAGAGCAAAGUUGCGUACCGGAUGGUCUGUGAAGACAGGGUCACUGGAUUACAGAAGCGACUAUCCUUCCGGGCCACAAGUUACCCUUACGGAGGAGGAACGCUGCACCAUUAUAGAGCUUCAUUUGCAGAUUUUGUCAGUAACACGUGUCACCAACAAAAGUCGAUUAACCCCGAAACGGUUAUUCGUAGAGCGGAAGCGCUGGAUUUAUCGGAACAGGAGCGAGUGGGAAGAUUGGUCGACAGGCUGGAGAACAUGAAGCGUAAUUGCGUGAGUGCCGGAAACUUGUCUGGAAGUGCAGACACCUCGCACAGUCGAUAUUCUUGCGCAUUAUGCGGUGAGAAAUUCACUGUUCUUGGAGCUGGUCCGGCGAUCUGCAAGGAUUGUCGCAAGCACAUUUGCCAGAAAUGUGGUAUUGAAGCAACGAUGGUGUCGUGCGGAUCACAGAUUGGCUUUGCGCAAAAUUCCCAACGACCCAGGCUAUUCCUCUGCCGAAUCUGCUCGGAAACCAGAGAAAUGUGGAAAAAAAGUGGCGCCUGGUUUUUCAAAGGACUUCCGAAAUACGUUCUACCCGAUAAGAAACUCGAGCGUGGCAGACCGAGACGCACCUCGAGAGCAUCGUCGUGGGCUGUUGUCAACAACCUGAGGUCCCUGGAGUCUCUGGAGCCAGAUUCAUCUUCUGACGAAGACGCGGGUCGUCGCUUGGCGAUGAGCCGUUCGCUCGGAACUCACGAGGCUUCAUCGCCAACGCCAACUUUGGCUGAGGAGAAGAACAAUCGUUCCUCGACGCCAGUUUUUGGGCCAAGAGGCGACGCCUACAGUCGGCAGAAUUCCGGAAACGCGGGGGAUUACAGUAACGGCCUUAGAUCGGCUUCUGCUACCGAUGUCGGUCAGAGUCAAUUUUCCUCCACUGCAUCUGUGCAACCGCUUCCCUCGCCACGAGGUUCAGGUCAUGGAAUGCAAGGCCGGAACUCUGGGCAAGGAUUUCAGUCCCAGUUUAUGAACGAGCAUCGUCAGACGUCCUCGGACCAACUUAACAGCAAUCAGGUACACAGCUUCAGGAAAGACUCCAUAGAGUCGAGCAGCAGCCAGGGGCUCAUGAUGUUGGAUCAAAAUCAGAGUCACAGUCUACUCCACUAUCACGAAAUGGAUCCGGAGAUCCUGGUCGUGAACAACGAGGGUCCGAUCAACAAUCAGAACCAUUCCGAGGCUCUGCAGCAAAUAGUACGGGGACUAGCUGCGGCAGCGGGGGAUGGAUACGGGACACUGGAAGUCUCAUUGCUAUACGACCCCGCGGCACAGUACCUCCAGUGCAGAGUGCAGCGUGCGCGAGGCCUUCGUCCCAUGGACAUCCACGGUCUGACAGAUUCGUUCUGCAAGCUAAACAUCCUCCCAAUUGCGAUCGGGAGCCCGUCCCAGCGACUCAGGACAAAAACUGUUCACAAGACCCGGGAUCCGGAGUACAACGAGAUGGUAACAUUCUACGGCAUCACGGAGACAGACAUGAAAAAUGGCAGAGCACUUCACAUAUUGGUACUUCAAGACGACCGAGCGGGCAAGGAUUUCCUAGGAGAAGCCAAGCUGCCGCUCUGUCAGCUUCAACCGUAUCGAAUGAUCCACUACAAUGUUUAUCUGGAGAAUCACUGCCAGGUGGACCACGAAGAGGAAGUUUGGGGCGAGGAUCUGAGUCCAAGGGGUCAAAUUCUGGUAACCCUGAGCUACAGCACUCGCCGACGCGCCCUCUUGGUCAAUAUUUUGCGCGCUGCGAAUCUGCCGGCAAUGGACAGCAACGGGUUCUCUGACCCCUUCGUGAAGCUGUACCUGAUAAAGCGGCCGGAAGACAACUCGCAACAAACGAGCGGGUCCUUCUCCAACGUCCAGUACAACAAAAAGAAGGAAUCUCGAAAACCAACGUCCGCAAUUUACAAUACAGGAAUCAAGUGGAAGACCCUAAACCCAGAGUGGAACGAAGAGUUCGCUUUCGAGACACGGCUCACGGAUCUCACCAGUCAGAUGUUGUGUCUCUCCGUUUGGGACAAGGACCUCGGAAAGAGCAACGAUUACCUGGGAGGUCUCAUACUGAGCUGCAGCAGCAAAGGAGAGCGUCUGAGACAUUGGAUAGACGCAAUCAAAUUCCCGGACCAUCGCCAUCAAGCAUGGCACAGUCUGCAAGAGGAUCCCAUCCCAACAGAAUGAGUAGUCACUAUAAAUCGUGAGCUAAUAAUUUGUUACGAUGUGCACUAUACGCAAGUAUAAGGUUAUCGCGAAAACAUGUCGCAAUAUAAUAUUGUAAGUCUCGUGAGUAUAAUUACAUUCCGUGCCAAAGUAAUUUGUUUACUCUGCAACUGACGUGAAGUAAAGCUUCUGCAAUGCAAGAUGAGUUUAUAUGCUGAAUCUGUAACAACCAAGUUGAAAUCGAAGGAUUUAUUCAAAGUCAUUCAAGAUCUCUGUUUCUAGUAAAUAAACUGGCGAUGGGCAUUUUCUAUUAAACAAAAAAAUGAUAAUUAAUUAAUAAGGUAUAAAUGUUUGCCGAAUGUAUAAACCGUGGUGCGCAUAUAAUAAGUGAUAAACUCAAAAUCUGAUUGAAUUUUUUUCAAAUUUUUGUGUCACGUCAAUGAAACUAGGGAUUGCCAAUUUCUUAUUUAUAACAAGUUGAAUGAUGAUGAAGUUUAGUGCAAUAUUAAUCUUUACAUGCUAAUCGAAUAAAAAGUAAUUCAAUAGUUGGCUAGAUUGUAGUGUGAUUUUUUUGGAUCAUAAAAGAUGAAUUUGUAGGCAAGAAAAAAGGCCUCAUAAUUUAGUAAAUGAUUAAGGACGUGAGUCACAGGCAGACUGAUUCGGAUUGUUUGAAUUGUGACCCAUAUUCUCAACAUUGAAUUAUGUGGUUUGAUACUCUUAUAUAGAUGAAAAUUGUUGACAUUAAAGUCUCCUUCCAGCCAUUGUAACAAUGACAAAUAUUAUUACACAUAAAUCGAUUUAUCUAAGCUGUUCAAGAUAUAAAAUGAAACAUGUUGAAAGAAAAUAUAUACUUAUAUAUAUAUAUAUAUAUAUAUAU